This is a messenger RNA of Aplysia californica (California sea hare), 1525 nucleotides long. RefSeq names its product ceroid-lipofuscinosis neuronal protein 6. NCBI's taxonomy places the organism in Eukaryota, Metazoa, Mollusca, Gastropoda, Aplysiida, Aplysiidae. The record is from RefSeq and is a predicted model, not a curated record.
CAUUGUCGUCGUCGUUAAUUCGUGUAACCCCCCCCCCCCACAAGUCAUAGCAAUUUCAAUGCCCUCGCAUCUCUCAGGGACGCAUCGGUCGUCCAUGUCGUUCGUCGAAAGCUCUCUUCUCAUGCGGCAAUGCUGCAUAAUCACCUACCUGCUCGAGGCUGUGCUAUUAACUUUCUUAUCAGACCUUCACCUGUCACUGUUCUAUUUCCAUGUGUCUUUUUGUGGUAUCACAUACUGUAGUGCGUGAACAUCCAGAGUGACGUACUGUCACAGACAGAGGCGUUGAAAACAUUUUCUAAAACAACUGAAAGGAAUAAUAAUAUUCAUGUAGUUUUCGGGAAGAUUUUCCCAGGUGAAUGUGAUGUGCGAUAAACUGAUAAAAUAAACUCGUGGAUUAACCCUUUCUGUCCUUAAAGAGCCCGGCCACAUCUCGGGCGAGGAUCAAGUACCAAACUGAGCAGAAGGUCGCACAGCUAGAUACAGCACCGCCAGACAAUAAUUAUUAUGGCACGAGACGACUCCGGCCAGACGAAACAGCGACGAAAGCAGAAGUCAGAUGACCGUGUAGUUAACGGACCGCAAAAGACAGGAAACAUGUCUAAAGACACAAAGAAAAGACUGGACACUAAGACGCGACAGAUGGACGAAAGUUUCCAUGCGGAUCUGUGGUUCAUUCUAGCCCUGGAUAACUGGAUCUUUGACUUUGGUCGACCCAUCGCGGCUAUGUUUGUGCCGCUGGAGUGGACGCCACUUGACAAGCCGAGCAUCGGUGACUACUUCCACAUGGCUUACAACAUACUGACGCCGUUUUGCUUACUUAAGCUCCUAGAGCGCAGUAAGCAGCGUGUGUCCAGCACGUUGACCUACGUGAGUGUGAUCGUGUUGGUGAUGGGUGCUUCCAUCCACCUGGUCGGGGACUCGGUCAACCACCGACUCAUCCACCUGGGCUACAAGAACCACCUCAGUGUCCGGGACAACCCCAUCAUGCAGGAGAUACGGCCGAAAGAACUGUUGAAGUCCUUUGAGCUGCUGUAUCGUUAUGACGAGGAGAUCGGCCACCUCAUGUGGUACAUUCCGUUCUUCCUGUGCCUGUUUCUUUACUACAUCGGCUGCUUCUCUAGCGGCACCAGACGAUCAGGGAUUUCCUUCUCCUGGGUCAGCCUCGUCCUCACCAGUGGCACGUAUUAUUGGUAUCUCGCGACUGAGGGUCAAAUCUUCCCGCUGUUUCUCCUGACAUACGUCUGCAUGCUGGUCACUUACGCUGUCCAGCGUGGCCGUGGCUUGACCUCUGACCCCAACGGCUUGUUCUUGGUGUGGACCUUCACCCUGACUGUGACCUUGACCGGGCUGUGGUCAGUGUGGCUGUGGAAUGACCCCGUGCUGAGACAGAAGUACCCGGGACUGCUGUACGUGCCCGAGCCCUGGGCCUACUACACGCUGCACCUGGCAAGCUGAUUCCCACAAACAUACAGAGAGAGAGAGAGAGAGAGAGAGAGAGAGAGAGAGAGAGAGAGAGAGAGAGAGA